AGCUUCAAACAAAAAAAAAAAUAUUAAUUCGCAUCCAGUGCCGCGACCGCGUCCGCAUUUUCCUACAUUUUUGCACAUUUUCAAAGUUUUGUUAAUAUUUGGAAGUUUCAUAGCAAUUUGUGUUCAUUCAUUAUAUACGGCAGACACCAUGACGGCAUUAAAGUUGGAUCUGGACGAUCUGCUGUCGGACAUGCACUCGCUCAAGAUAUCGGCUUUGAGCAAUGCGGCCCGCAUUUCACCACAGGUUCGUGGUCGCACAAUUGGCCCCGGCUGUUUCCGGUCCAGCCCGGAAAAGCAUGAAUCGAAUAGUGGCGGUGAGCGAAAUGUCGAGCUCGUUGCAUUGGAGACCAAAUUCGCUCCGGAUCUAAAGGUGACGAUAACGAACCGCUUGUCGUCGGAUGCAGCGAAAGGGGGAGGCAGUACGCCCAACUCUCGGAAGGUGGACAUCAGCGACUGUCGGGCGGUGUCGUUCCAAAUGUACCAUCAAGAACUGGAACGGAAGCGCCUGAAGGAGAUGAAGCAUGAGGUGGAUCGAAGGCAGGCCAGGAUCCGGGAGGCGGAUCGUGCGCGGGACUUGCAACGGGAAGAGCGUAUUAAGAAGGCUGAGAGCGACGCUGCUCGGAAGGCUCAGGAGAGCGAACUGAAACUGCUGGAAGCAAUCCGAGAACAGGAGCGGAUUGCGAGAGAAUUUGAGGAAAAGCGUAAGGCGGAAAUUGACGAGGAGAACCGAAGGCUAGCGGAAGUCUCCCAGCAGUUGAAGAAGAAAGAAGAGGAGGUUAAGAAGAAGCAUGCCAUGUUCGAUGCAAUCCGGUUGAGCCAGGCCAACUUCCGGAAGUCGACGGAUGUCUUCACGAAAACGGUGAUGGGAAUCGGUAAAGAGUAUUCCGCCCAGUUGAAUAUGCAGAAGAAGACGGUUCAGGGCUUGGUUAAGGCAUUCGAGCAGUUGCUUCAUAAUGUUAACGCCACCAGGGAAGUCACCCAGCAGGAAGUGGACAAGGCAGCGGAGCUGUGCAAAUCAAUAGAGCAGACUAAUGCGGAAAUAGUGGAGAUUAUCAAUCGCAUCCAAAAGGAGAUAGCCGAUCGAUUGCAGAAGGAAGAACAACAGAAACAGGAACAGCAGAAAGCAGCCCAUGUGGCGCAGGUUCCUUCUCAGGACACCACCGAUACUUCUCAACAGAAAGCUGCUCCUCAACCGACCCAAUCUAAUCAGUCGGAUCCACUUUCAGCUUAUGCAUCCCAGGAAAGCCGAGCGUUUUACAGGGAAAUCAAAACCUUUUACGAGCAGCACCAAGCUGCGGUCAAAGCCCUGCAGGACGAUCCCUCGAUGAAGACGUAUCGGUUCCAGUGCUCCAAGGUGAUCACCACUCCGGUCAAUACCAUUUCCUCGCUCAACUUCAAGGACAAGUUCAACCAGUUGGACGCUUUUCUGUCGGGCCAGCCGGCCAAAACGGGCGAUGUGGCGAUUACGAUUGACGCACAUCCCCUCGGACGGACCUACUGUAUGAUGUUGCUGGCGAAGAAGUUAUUGGGACACGCUGAUUCUAUGGUAAGCAGCAACGCCCCCGCCGCCUUCCCGUUUGCGGCCAUCAUCGUCGGGCUGUGGCAAAAGUACCCCGAGUUCGGAAAGUUCUUCCUUGCCUACCUGCACAAGGAAUGUCCCUAUCUGGUGCCGUUCUUUUUGCCCCAGCUCGAGGGUCAAAGCCAGGAGGAUUACCUCAAAUCCAUCGGCUACCGAUUCACGGACAACGUCCUGGAGAAGCAGGAUCAGUACCUGAAACGGGUCACCGGUUUCGCACGGUUAUACGCGGCCGUUGUAGUGACCAGCCCGCGACGUGGCGAAGCGGCUCCUCAUCCACACGGACUGGAGUGCGGAUGGCGCUGGCUGUGUAACAUACUGAAUUUGAGCCCCCUACCGGAUAUUUGUGCCACCGUACUGACCGAGUUCCUACAGAACGCGGGGCCUUCGCUUUGGGCUACCUAUGGUAAACAGUUCGUCAAGGUGCUUCGGGUGAUGCAGGAACAGUAUCUGCCGGCGCUGAACAAGGUGGACGAAGGUGGGCCCAAGGCACGGCUGGAAGGGCUCAUUGCUAAGAUCACCACCGAAGGGAAGAUAGAUCGACCCGAGGGGAUGCUUAGUCCGGAUUUUUGGUGAAAGGGUACUGGAAUGUAGGAAUGCUGUGUUAUGUGUGCGCGUAUGCCUAAUUAUUACGACGUUUAGUUAUACAGAAGCGAUAGGUGUAUUUGUUGAUAAAAAAUCACGAACGGA
This is a messenger RNA of Aedes albopictus (Asian tiger mosquito), 2266 nucleotides long. It is a transcript of the gene Gle1, whose product is annotated as mRNA export factor Gle1. Bases 149 to 2152 code for a protein of 667 amino acids. Gene Ontology annotation, molecular function: phospholipid binding; inositol hexakisphosphate binding; translation initiation factor binding. Gene Ontology annotation, cellular component: cytoplasm; nuclear pore cytoplasmic filaments; nuclear pore. Gene Ontology annotation, biological process: poly(A)+ mRNA export from nucleus. The record is from RefSeq and is a predicted model, not a curated record. Lineage: Eukaryota; Metazoa; Arthropoda; Insecta; Diptera; Culicidae. The transcript has 3 exons.